Molecule: messenger RNA, 429 nt
Organism: Colletotrichum chrysophilum
Lineage: Eukaryota; Fungi; Ascomycota; Sordariomycetes; Glomerellales; Glomerellaceae
Gene: SNX3
Product: Sorting nexin-3
Exons: 3
Coding region: 1-429 (142 amino acids)
Biological process (GO): endocytic recycling; late endosome to Golgi transport
Cellular component (GO): early endosome membrane; retromer complex
Molecular function (GO): phosphatidylinositol-3-phosphate binding
Source: RefSeq, a predicted model, not a curated record
AUGCAGGCAAUGCCUGAUACGCGACAGCAGUCGUUCGAUGAGAUCUACGGCCCGCCCGAGAACUUUCUUGAGAUCGAGGUCCGCAAUCCCCGAACCCACGGCAUGGGCCGCGGCAUGUACACUGACUAUGAGAUCGUCUGCCGCACCAACAUACCCGCCUUCAAGCUCCGAGCCUCGAGCGUGCGCCGCCGCUAUUCCGACUUUGAGUACUUCCGCGACAUUCUCGAGCGCGAAAGCGCUCGCGUGACCAUUCCGCCCCUGCCCGGCAAAGUCUUCACGAACCGAUUCAGCGACGACGUCAUUGAGGGUCGCCGCGCUGGUCUCGAAAAGUUUCUCCGCAUCGUCGUCGGCCACCCGCUUCUGCAGACGGGAAGCAAGGUCCUGGCAGCCUUUGUGCAAGAUCCUAACUGGGACCGUAAUGCAUGGUGA